Molecule: messenger RNA, 2103 nt
Organism: Aspergillus campestris IBT 28561
Lineage: Eukaryota; Fungi; Ascomycota; Eurotiomycetes; Eurotiales; Aspergillaceae
Exons: 5
Coding region: 1-2103 (700 amino acids)
Biological process (GO): mannosyl-inositol phosphorylceramide biosynthetic process
Cellular component (GO): membrane
Molecular function (GO): mannosyltransferase activity
Source: RefSeq, a predicted model, not a curated record
AUGCAUAUCACAGCAAGCGCGAACAACGGUGAGAAGGGGUGGGCGGACACCCUGUGGUCGAGGUCUAGUUCUCCUAUCGGGCUCUCCGCGCUCGAGAACGCAGGCAAAGAAGCGGAUUGUUCUAUCCAGGAGACGGGGGAAGAGAAGGAGGUAGAUGGACAGGACUCACAGCCUCGCAAUCUCGCCAUCUGGAUCGCAGUGAAUGUCGUGUCGACCGUGUCGAUUAUAUUCACUAACAAAUCCAUCUUCGCUCAUGAGUCCUUCGGCCACUGCCAGAUGGCCUUUGCAGCCUACCACUUCUGCAUCACCGGCCUGACGCUGUGGACACUCUCGCGGCCGUGGUGCGGCACCUUCCAGAGCAAGCCCAUCCCCAUCUACCAGAUCCUGCCCCUGGUAGCCCUGAUGAGCUCGCAGGUCGUCCUUCAGAAUCUCUCGCUCGCCUUCUCCUCCGUCAUCCUGCACCAGCUCGUGCGCCUCCUCCUCACCCCAGCCACCGUCCUCCUCAACUUCCUCCUCUACGGCGUGACCAUCCCAUCUGCGUCCGUCCCCCCGCUCGCCACGCUGUGCUUCGGCGUCGGCGUCGUCACAUACUACGACUCUUUGCCGGCGUCUGACUCUGUGGCAGCCGCGUCCACCUCCUCGAAGGGCGUGCUGUUUGCCCUUGCGGGCGUCUUCGCCAGCGCACUCUACACGGCUCUCAUCGCGCGGUAUCACCGCCACUUUGAGCUCAAUAGCAUGCAGCUCUUGUUGAAUCAGGCGCCUGUGGCGACUGUGUUGCUGGCUUGCGUUGCUCCGUUUGCGGAGGGUCCUCCUGCGAUGGUGCCAUCGUCACUGUGGGGGUCUAUUCUGAUGAGCGGUGUAUUGGCCUGCCUAGUCAACGUCUCGCAGUUCUACAUCAUCGACGGGAUCGGCCCUGUGAGCAGCACGGUCAUCGGACACUUGAAGACGUGUAUUGUAGUUGGGCUGGGAUGGGCACUGAGUGAGCGGCCGGUCUUACGACAGAGUAUUGGUGGGGUUGUCAUAGCUCUGGUGGGGAUGACGCUGUAUCGCUACCUGCGAUGGUUCCUCGCCGUCGCCGUCCUCCUCGCCCUCAUCUACAGCCUCCCCCAAGACGUCUCCCACCGUCUCCACCAAAAAGCCCCCUUCAUCUCAACAACAAAGACACCACCCCAAGCACGCCAAAUCUCCGCAGAACUGCUCCUAUCCCGCCCCCUGGCUAACAAAGACUACACCUCCAUCCCCAAAAUCAUCCAUCAGACAUGGUUUCCUGCAGGGACUAACAUGUCCGAGCGUGCCCAGCGCUGGGUGAAUACCAUGCGCGGGUACAACCCCGACUGGGAGUACGUGCUGUGGGACGACCAGACGAAUCGGCUGCUGGUCGAGACGCAUUUUCCGUGGUUUUUGGACGCGUACGAUGCGCUGCCGAAGGAGAUUCUGCGUGCGGAUGUUAUCCGGAAUUUGUACAUGUUUGUUUUUGGGGGAAUGUACGCCGACGUCGACACCGAAGCGCUCCGUUCCUCGAACGCCCUUUUCGCCAGCUACGCUACCUCUCUGUCACCCCAUCUAGGCACACUGAUGGACACAAAGAGCCCCCCAGAGUCCAUGCAGCGGGCUUUUCUCGGCCGUAUGAGCCACAGUGAGGACCUGCAGAGCUCAGCGGCCGUACCCAACGGAUGGAUGGCGUCUCCCCCAGGCCAUCCCUUCUGGCUACUUCCCGUGCUGCACGUCCUCGAACAGCCCGAAGGCACAGGCGACGGGUCCGUCGAGGGCCUGACCGGCCCGGGAGCCCUCAGCGCCGUCAUCGGGCGGUACUACGACAAGUUUGCGAACGGCACGGCGCGGGCACACGCCUGCGAGGCGAUCCAGCGGUGGAAGCCUGGGUGGGAUCUCUUCUGUCAGGGGGAGGACGUUGCCGAUCUGCAGGAUCGGUUGGUGCUGCUGCCGCAGAAACAGGUGUAUCCGUUUAGCUGGGUGGAUGAUAAGGACUCGGUGUGUUUGGCGGCGUGGGAGAAUCCGUUGUUCGAUCCGGAGGAGUGUAAGAGGGUGAUGGAUGUGGAUGCUUGGCCGAGUUAUUUUAUCACAUAUUGUACGCAUUCGUGGUGA